GAGAGAGAGAGAGAGAGAGAGAGAGAGAGAAAGAGAGAUGAAGUCUGAGCCCCACCACAUACAUCCACACGCAGAAAAGGCCCAUAUCCAUGAACACUGACGCUGGAAUGAAAUACACAAUGACAUAUGCAAUCACAAUCCCCUAACUUUCUUCUAUGCAUAUGCAUUCAUUCCGUCAUUGUACUCCCUGGAACAGCAGAUCAUGAAUCAGCUUCAAAGUCAUUUUCCCUUCGUCAGGCAGCAGCAGCGGGCGCGGUGUUGUGCUUGGCGCUCCCACUCCCCCCCGCCGACGCGUUGCCGGCGCGGCGCAGGAGCCACGCCCUGCCCUCGCGCCCUCAGACCAUCUCCUCGUCGCAAGUCGCAUUCCCUCCGCCCUCGCCCUUGCGUCACGCGAGAUCGUCACACUACAUCCGCAGCAUCCCACCGGCGCCCUCGUCGCUUCUGUAUUUCGCCCCGUCACUCUCGACGACGCCCGACUCGCAGGACGUUGCGUCACGAAGAUACGAAUCUCCGUUGACAAAACGUAAAGCGCAUUUGCAUGCAGGGGCGCCCAUGUUCCCGAGCCCCAUGUAUUCUCCGUGGAAGCCUUUGCCGAACCCGUACCGGCCGCUUACAAGGGUGUCACACACGGUCGCUCCUGCAAAAGUCCCGUCACAGGCAUCUAGCAAGCCGCAGAAGAGCCCACCACAGUCCUACGGGAUACCACCAAGGAGCUCUUCACCAUCGUAUAAGGAGCCAUCGAGGACUCCUUCGCCCUCUUAUAACGUACCACCAAAACCUCCUUCUCCUUCUUACAAGGUACCAUCAAGUACUCCCCCUCCGUCUUAUAAGGUACCCCCUUCCCCUUCCUAUAAGGUACCACCAAGCACGCCGUCAUCCAGCAGACCGAAAUCAUUGUAUGACGCACCACCAACGUCUCCAGCUCUUUCGUAUAAGAUCCCAACGAAUACGCCAUCCCCGUUAUGUAUGGUACCACCGAACACCGCUUCUCCGCCCUACGAGGCACCGUCCAGUAGUCCAUCAGCACUAUAUAAAGUACCAACAAGGACACCAUCGCCAUCAUACCAGGUGCCACAAAAGUCUACUUCUUUGUCCUAUGAGGUACCUUCAAGCACUCCAUCACCAGUUUAUAAGGUACCACCAAAAAUUAUCUCUUCGUCCUACAGAGUACCUUCUAGCACUCCAACGCCAUUUUACAAGGUACCCCCUUCCUCAUCUUAUAAGGUACCAUCGAGUACUCCAUCACCGUUAUAUAAGGUACCAACAAAAACCACCACGUCAGCUUAUAAGGUACCACCCAAGUCUCCUUCCUACAAGGUACCGUCAAGCACUCCAUUACCAACUUACAAGGUACCAUCGAGGACUCCAUCACCAUCAUAUAAGGUACCCCCAAAGGCUCCUCCCCUAUCCUAUAAGGUACCGUCAAGUACCCCAGCCUCAGUAUACAAGAUACCACCGAAAUCUUCUCCUUUGUAUGAAGUACCAUCGUCGCCUACUAGGGCUCCAUCGUCUCUAUAUAAGGUACCCCCAAAGACCCCUUCUCCUUCCUAUAAAGUCCUUACAGUACCCCAACGCUUUACGAAAACCCACAAGUACCCCGUCGCCAUCAUAUAAGGCACCGCCAGAGUCUCCUUCCUCAUCUUAUUCGGUUCCAUCAAACACUCCAUCAUCACUUUAUAAGGUUCUACCAAAAAUUCCUUCUUCGUCUUAUCGAGUACCAUCUAGCACACCAUCGCCACUUUAUAAGGUACCACCAAAGUUUCCUUCGUCAUCCUAUAAGGUACCAUCAAGCACUCCAUCGUCCCUGUACAAGGCACCAACAAAGACUCCAUCGCCACCAUAUGAAGUACCACCACCGAAGUCUCCUCUGUCUCAUAGAGUACCGUCAAGUACCCCAACGUCACUAUACCAGGUACCACCGAAGUCUCCUGCCCCUUUGUAUGAGGUACCAUCUAGUACUUCAUCGUCAUUAUAUAAAGGACCAACUAGAACUCCAUCAACAUUAUAUAAGGUACCAACAAAGACUCCAUCGCCAUCACAUAAGGUACCACCUUCUCCGUCCUACAAAGUACCAUCUAGUACCCCAGCCUCACUGUACAAGGUACCACCGAAGUCUCCUUCUCCGUCCUAUAAGGUACCAUCUAGUACCCCAGCCUCCCUGUACAAAACACCACCCAAACGUCCCCCAUCUUUAUAUUCCACCCCGCCACCCCAGCACACAGCGAAGCCUCCAUCUCAGCUCUACCGGGCGCCCUCGAAGCCUGCUGCACCCCUGCGCAAGCCCCCGACCACUUUCUCGUCACACCUGUCGGACAACCCCAUACCCGCGCAGUUCGGGUCAUACGAUUCCGCGGCGGUUCCUUCGCACUCACGCAGUCGCUAUCGCUUCGAGUACGGCAUGCAGGACACGGGCCCGACACCAUCCUUCGGCCACGCGGAAGCAGGCGACGCAGCCAAGAAGGACGGGGAGUACUUCGUGCACCUCCCCGACGGGCGGACGCAGACGGUGUUCUACCACGCCAACGACACGGGGUAUUUCGCCCGCGUCGUUUAUACGAAGUCUGGGGGACCUGAGGAUCGUCUGAAGGGCUCCGGGGGAAGUCCUAAGGCGUCUUAUCGCUCAAAGUCACUGUCGUCCUAUCCUGACGCGGGAAGUAAGGCAGGGAGACCGAGGGCGAGCAACAGAGCUGACAAGCCUUCCGAUUACUCCAAGACGAAGAAGACGCAGACUCCUGCCAAGGGUUUCUAUAAACCUGUCUAUCUAUAUCCUAGGGUUCGCGUGCGGCCCAAGUCCGUUCCAGAGUCUCUCAGUUAUCCACAUUCCAUGAGCCAAACGCCGGUUUCGUCUGCUCUUUCUCACGCCUUCGUUUCCUAUCCUCAUUAUUAUCCGCUUCCCUUCGCUGCUUCCCUCUUCCUAUCACCUUACCAAGAGAGCGAAGGCGUUUUACCAAGCCCAUCCUUACCACACUUGAAUUCUUCCGUAUCAUACUCCCUAGGUAACAUUGCUUCUCAUCCUGUCAUCCGACCCUACGGGGCACGUACCCACCAUAUUUCUCCUCACGUUCCAUCUUCUCUUCCCUCUCUGACUACGACUCCCCUUCCUACCUCUGCUCCCUACCUGCCGUCUACCGUGCAUCCUUCCCCAGUCACGUAUCUCCCUUCGCUUUAUCCUCUUGUGUCCUCCACUCCUCACCCGACGUCUCCUUCCUGUGUCCAUCACAGUGUGUCCUCUCCCUCUUUUCCGUCCGUGCCAUCCACACCUCGUCCAUCUCAUCUCUCCCCCAUUAGCAGAUCUUACUCGGUAUCAACAGCUUCUCCUAAAAAAUCGUACACCAAAACUACUCGCGUUCCUAUUCGCAGAAACUACGGUUUAACUACUCGCUCCCCUACUCAAGCUUAUACUUCUUUCACUCGGUCUCCUUUGCUCGAGGCCUACACCCCAACUCUCCUCGAGAACUCCAACAGGGCACCAUCUCUUCCCACGUCUCUGAAAUUCAUUUCAUCUCCUCGUCCUCUGUCGAUUUCCUACACUACUGGUCGUCCUUCCCGAAAAAAAUCUUUCUCCACUGCCUCUCCUUUUCCGUCUCGUAAAGCCGUUUCACCAACCCCCCGGCCUGCUCCCAAGUCCUACACCACAGUCUCCCCUCCUCCGAGCAAGACGACCAGUCCGCUGAAGCCCCCUCACAAAUUUAUUUCAACUCCUCCUCCUCCUCCUCCACCUACUCCAACUUCUCCUAUCCCUCCAUACCUUCCUCCCGUCUCUUAUCUUCCUCCACCACCUCCACCGUACCAUGGCUCCACGCCCGCACCAUCUUACGUCUCUCCAACUCCACCACUCCACAGUGCAACACCCUCGUCGUCUCCCUACCGCCCUCCACCAUCUCCAGCCCCGUACCUGCCCCCUCCCCCUACCCACGACGCCCUUGAUAACUCCGUGGUGCCAGCCGUGGUGCCAGUCGCCAUUCCCGUGGACGACCGCAACCCCCCUGUGGAAGUAGGCAAAAGGAUCGCGCAGCCGUCCCACAGGUCCAUCGUGUCCCACAGGAAGGAAGUUAACAAGAAAAGACUGGCCAAGGCGAGGAAAUACAACCUCGAUGACAGCCACGUUCUCAGAGAACUCGCGGAGUAUGAUGAGGCCGCGGAGGAAUACCUGUAAGGGGGAAGGGAGUUCGCCACAAUCACCAUUACAGUUGGUCUCACGCCAAAAGCUAGGUGUUCGUUAGGCUGCCUGGAUUUCGUGUACAGUCAUGGAACCUCCUGUCAAAGUAAGCUUCGUGUGUGUGUCGUAAGGUUUUUUCUUUGGUGAGCAUGUCGGUUUUGUUUGUUUUCUCUCUUGUACAUAUGAAUAUAUACGCCAUCAAAUAAAUAUGAUUAUACAGA
Molecule: messenger RNA, 4380 nt
Organism: Penaeus monodon (black tiger shrimp)
Lineage: Eukaryota; Metazoa; Arthropoda; Malacostraca; Decapoda; Penaeidae
Product: extensin-2-like
Exons: 2
Coding region: 539-4156 (1205 amino acids)
Source: RefSeq, a predicted model, not a curated record